CCCAAGGGAAAUUAAAAUCAAAUAUGCUUCCUUUGUCGCAAAACCAUGAGUAAGACGAACGCCGGUAACUCUGUUAGCAAGAUUACACGUGCAUUGUUCGGUCUAAAUCAUAAAAUUUAAAUAUAAACGAAAGUUUGUCUUUUCUCUUUACCACUAAAUGUAAACUUGGUAUUCACAGUGAGUAACUUCGUGUAUAAAACUUGUAUAGAAUAGAUAAUUGUUCCAUAUGCAUAAGUUGAACGACAGACAAAAGAUCCGGUGCUUAAAAACGUAUCAUUACGGUCUGUUAUUGUGAUCGAGAGAGAUAAACACAUCAGUACGACGAGCCUCUCUCUCGAGAUGAACCUUAAAGAAAUUACAGUCUUUAGCGUAUCUGUAUGGCGCUGGUAAACUCACGCUCGCCGACAAACUCCUGCUUUAAAGCCGUCGAACUCUUUGGACUGCCUCUUGGCCUUACAAGGUGGUGCCGAAUGGUGUUAUGCUCGGGUUUGUACCUUCGUUGGUGAGCUGCAGUCGACACGCCGUAGACGAUAGCCUUGAAUAAAUUCAUUUUGAGUGGUUGGAUCCCAAGAGCUUGCGAGCGGAUUAUUUCCUUUCGCAAUCUACUCCUGGCCGGAUCUUAACACAGUUUAAACACUUUCAUUAAUUCCAAGCCCAUGUACACAUAAGCAACUAAGAACAAGCUGGAGGCGAUCGAUUUUAAGUAGAAAAAUUGAUCAGAGUUUAUGAGUAAGGAUCAAGGAAUGGAUUUCGACGAGUCAGCUCGUGAAUUGUCCUUCACAAAGCAGCUCAGCCUUAUCUCGUUUGAUAAUAACAGCGGCCGGGAGGGAUUUUCCGAUUGCGAGGAAUUUAACAAAGACAAACUUUGCAAAAAACGAUGCGAUUCAACGGGUUCUUUGAAUAGCAACCCUGAUCAGCUGACAUUUAAUCAAAAAACAAUAAGGGAUACGAGUUGUGAUGCAACGAGUACUCAUGACACCUCAAGUAAUCGAAAGCAAUCGUUACCAUCGCCUGGGAACAUUGACAGCAAGCGACAUGCAUUGCAGAAAGUACCGAGCAUCACAGUGUGUGACGAUACCGAAAAUCGUGCGGGUGUGGAAUCAAAAAAAAAUUCAUUGUUCGAUCCAAGGUUCCUAAUGCCUACUGAGUCAAGUGUUGACGAAGCCAGAUAUCUGCUAGCAUCCAGACGAGGCUCUUCACCAUCCGCUUAUCAAUGCAUACGCAGUAGAAGCCUUGACAUGGUAGCAGAGGAACAGCCGUCUGAUUCCGCACAUGAGAGCAACACAAGUACGCCACCUGCCUCUCUUGGACUUCCUCGGUACCGAACUAGGUCACGCAGUCUUGACACCGCCCUUAAAAAAAGAAAUAAUUUCUCUGCUUUCAAAGAAUCUCUCAAGUUACGUGACGUGCAAAAAACAAGGCUUGGUACGUGAGAGAAGAUCUGUGGCCAGCAAAAUUGGAAAAUUUGCAGUAGACGUCGUCAGGCUUGAAUUGAGGGCAACCCAAAAGAAGUUACUGCAAGUUAUUAAGACCUCUGUUGCUCCUUCUGCGAUCUACUGCGAAUGUCUUGGUGGUCUAGUUUAUGUUAUGCAAUGGCCCGUACGCGAACGCAACAGAAUACGAUUUCCUGUUGGCUUGAUGGAAGCAUUUUCCCGACUUAAGAGGAAUUUAGAUUAAUUUUCGAAGACCUUUUUAUAAAUUUUGAAAAGCUGAUAGAAUAUGGAGUAAAUUUGUUUCACAGAGCAGAUUAUUUAAGUGCCCAAACAAAUUAAUAUGUUUGGCUUUUUGGGUGUUAUGAAUAAUUUAACAACUGAACAAUGGAAACUUACCGGUAAAGACGUUUUUUAACUAAUUAGCCCGUUUCAGUUCGUUACUUUUUUGUAACAAAAUUUCAGUAUACGUUUUGCAGGUUCAAGUUCAACUGGUUUUUUUGAAAAAAACAUAUUAAACAAUUCAACUCAGUUUGAAUGUUAACAUUUGAGAAACAA
Pocillopora damicornis (cauliflower coral) is the source of this 1988-nucleotide messenger RNA. RefSeq lists its product as uncharacterized. NCBI's taxonomy places the organism in Eukaryota, Metazoa, Cnidaria, Anthozoa, Scleractinia, Pocilloporidae. The record is from RefSeq and is a predicted model, not a curated record.